Messenger RNA from Exophiala mesophila, 3966 nucleotides. RefSeq lists its product as uncharacterized. The coding region runs from base 392 to 3505 and encodes 1037 amino acids. Lineage: Eukaryota; Fungi; Ascomycota; Eurotiomycetes; Chaetothyriales; Herpotrichiellaceae. Gene Ontology annotation, biological process: autophagy; autophagosome organization; protein autophosphorylation. Gene Ontology annotation, molecular function: ATP binding; protein binding; protein serine/threonine kinase activity. The transcript has 3 exons. The record is from RefSeq and is a predicted model, not a curated record. Gene Ontology annotation, cellular component: cytoplasm; autophagosome.
CUUACACACCUCCGCUUCCCACUCAUAACACUUCCAACCUUGUCUUCUCCAGGCUGGCCAAAUGCGCUGUGAUUUUGGAGAGUGCAUACAGGGAAUCCCUCGUGCCCACCGACUGAAUUCUCCUCAGACCUGCGAACGGCAAUGAGACUGACGUUGAUAGCAACCUCGAGUCACUGAAAGUGGCAACCACCACGUCCCCCAGGUGAUGGAUCCUCGACAAUUCUGGGAGCAGGCCAAGUUGUCCUUUCCCACAGAGCCUUUCACUGGCUUUGUGUAGGUGAUUAGAUCAACGCCAAAAUUCAACACAAGUGAUCCACGUGCACCUUACGCCGAGGAUCUAGUGCUCCCACCUAUCCGUUCCAUUGAUCGCGGUGUUUCCUCCGUGUUCAUCAUGGAUAGGCUGUCCCAGCCGACGUUAAACGCGACACAACCAGUCGAAGACCCUCGCAGGCGAGGAACCAACCUGUCCAAUGUCUCGGACGUCGAUGCCACCGAUGUGAUCUGCCUGCUGCACCCAAAUUCACCAGCAGCCUUUGACGGCGUCAAGGCCAACCUGGUCAUAGCCCCGCAGCACAUACUGCAAAACGAUGAUCUUGGUGGCAUUACCGAAGAUGAUGUGGACUUCAAUCCCAAUUACCAGCAACCUCGGGAUAUUGCUUUGCGCAUGUCCUCAGAGGUCAGGAAUCCCAAAGACGGUUACCGAUUUGGCCGAUUACGCUCGACGUGUGACAUAGUCCUAACUUCCAACCCCGAAGAGGCCUUGGUGAGCAAGACACACUUCAAGAUUUUUGUCAACAGCCAAGGCAGUCUUAUGCUACAAGACUUAUCCACUAACGGCACCAUUGUGGACGAUAUCCAUCUUACCACGCGGAAGCGUAAAGAGGAUAAAAAGGUGCAAACCGCCACCACUGUACUGAAGAACGGUUCCAUCAUAUCGGUAGUUGCAGGGAGGAGCAGGGAUGAGGUUAAGUUCAUGGUGCGCAUACCAAACCGGGGCGAUAAAGAGGAUGAAUAUGAGGAGAACCUGAGGAAAUAUCUGGCGGCGAGAGGCAGUGUUGCGCAGUUUGCGUCGAUGCGAGAAAGCUCCUACGGGAACCACUGGAACGGUGGGAGCCUUUAUAACUUCACCGGCAUGCUCGGCAAAGGAGCAUUUGCCACUGUCUAUCGAGUGCAGACAAAGAAGGAAGGCGAUGUCUAUGCUGCGAAGGAGCUUGAUAAACGUCGGUUCAUCAAGAACGGCAUUCUCGAUAUGAAGUUCGAUAGUGAACUCAAUAUCAUGAAGAAUCUAUCGCAUCCCAACAUUGUCAAUUACGUCGACUGUCAGAACUAUCAGCAUUGGAUUUACAUUCUAAUGGAGUAUGUCCCUCAUGGCGAGCUAGCGGAAGAACUGAGGCGAAGAGGAAGGAUUGCAGAAAAUGAGGUACAGCAAAUCACCCGCCAAAUCCUGCAUGCCCUCGACUAUCUCCACAAACAAAAUAUCACCCAUCGUGAUAUCAAGCCCGACAAUAUUCUCAUCGCCUCGCGAGAGCCUCUUGUGGUCAAGCUGUCAGAUUUUGGAUUAUCUAAAUGCGUCAACGACCAGGAAACAUUUCUCAAGACAUUCUGCGGCACCCUUCUCUAUUGUGCACCAGAAGUGUAUCCAGACUAUGGACAUUACGCCAACGGCCCGACAAAACGACGCCGACUCGGUGAACCGACUUCGAAACCUUUACCUUCACCCUAUGACCAAUCUGUUGAUAUGUGGUCUUUUGGAGCAGUCAUCUUCCACAUGCUUUGUGGAAAGCCCCCCAUUUUGGGCAGAGGAGAUGAUCGUGGAGCACAGAUGCUCAACAACAUCAUGACAAAGGACGUUGACUUCCUCCCUCUCAAACAGGUGGGCGUGUCUCCAGAUGGGAUAGAUUUCAUUGCCAGACUGCUACAACGGACUCCACACCUUCGGCCGAAAGAAGCUCAGUGCCUGCGCCACCCGUGGUUGCGUCACGUUGAGGACAACGUGGUAUACGACAAUGUUGAAGACAACAUCGAAGAGAUGUCGGUCGGUGCAGGACUGGCAGAUGAUGAUCUAAUCGACUCCGAUCUGGUGGCAAAUCUGGCGCAGUUGACUUCGCAGCCGACGUCUAGCCAAUCUCCAGAUCGUCCAAGCAAGAAGCCAAGACGAGAUUUUGCGAUGGAGACGGUGGCACGCGAAGUGGGAUAUCCUGCUCUUCCUUCUUUGUCACAAGGUUCUGGACCCGAACUGUCACAUGCAAUACAACCCAUCCCCGAAGAGCGGCUCUUCGGUGAAGUGACACCGUCAUUGCUUCGCAGUUCGGGAAUUUUUGGUCACAAUCUACAGCCGGUAACCGCAGCCAACGUGCCGGAAUUUGGCGACCGGAUUGAGCAGGUCAGCGUGAAUGAUUUUGUAACUCACGGAGACAUCGAGUCGCUCCCACAAGAUGCAUUUGACAAUGGACAACCGCGCCAACAUACCCACGCAGUUGCGGAUGCACACCCUCAAGACCAGACUGCUUCGGCGGCGAGGCUACUCGGGCAGCUCAACAUGGCGUCACCUGAUGCCGAACCAUCCGAUGGAGGAACAACAGACACCACUAAUCCCGUCACACCCCACACACGAGAACUCACGCCUUCUAACGUUGAUGACCAUUCCGGCGCUGGUGGGGCGGCCAAUGAUACCUCGGAGCCUCUGUUCACACGACGAAUCGAUCUCGGUCUGGUAACGGAUCCGGAGAAUUUCGCUGCCGAAAUCAGAGCUCGCGAUGCAUCAAGAGCCGAAAAAAUGCGGACAAGCACCCAAACAUUCCAUGGGAACGCCGGUGGUCGGAUCUACACAUCUCCUGCUAAUGUAGCUGUGACUCUCGAUGCCAGGACAGGACUUCAAGCCCGUGUCAUGAGCAGCACGAGUGAAGUUAUUGAAGAAUCACGCAAGGUUCCUGUCCAGGAAGAAGUAAAAGAAGGUACAGGACGGUUUUUGAAGCCUCCAAAACGCUUCGGAAAGCUGGUCAGCAUGCCCGGCUCAUUAGCAAACAUUACGAUCAAUCUAGAAACCCGCCUGACCUCAUGGGGGAGAGGCAUCGAUUGCACAGUACCUUAUGCCGAUCGAAAGGAUACCCGCAUUCCCAAAUACGCUCUUAAGGUCACUUUUUGGGCUCCUGGGAUGGAGAAACACCUCGAGGGAGGCGGCAACUGGAUGGACCUUUCUGGAAUCCGUACCCUUCUCUCGACGUCAGCGAGCAGAAACAUCCUGGUGAACGGCGUAGAACUGCGCAAAGAGUCAGCGGAUGGCCAAGCAGCCCUUUUCGGACAAGUUUUCACAGGCGAUAUCAUCACCAUCUUCGAUGACCAGAAUGGUCAAUUUCUCAAGUUCAAAGUGGAGAUCACGUUUGGUGAUAGUGCUCGCCAGCGACCAAACGAGGAAGGUCCAUUUCGCAUCCAAGAAGAAAGACAACACCACCAGCGAGUGAUGAAAGAACGCGAGAGUAUGCGAAUAAGUCGAAUUGAAAAUUGAAAAUUGAACAGCGGUGAGAAGUCUUUGCCUAGCAGGACAAACGAAUGGAUGGCGCUGUUUCAACAUGUUAUGCUUGUUUCCCACAGGGCAGAUUGGCCUAUGUCUGCCAUCGAAUCCACCUUUAGGCUGGUGCUACAUACGGGGCGAUAACGAUAUGGAGGGCUACACGAUGUUUAGAAAAUACCACAGCGCUGCGAAUCAUCGUUGAAAGACCUGAUUAUCAAUUGCAUUAGGAAUGAGAAUGUUGGACAAGAUGUCUGCAACCGGCGUUGGACCCCUGCUUCUGUAAUGUGGGUGACUGCAACUUGAUGAUGGUAGCCACGGCAGAUAAAUGAUGCAGGAGUGACCAUGGAAGGUAUGGAAGGCACGGCCCUUGAACUUUUCAUCUUAACAAGUGGAAAGAAGGCACCUUCCGUAUGAUAGUCGACUUGAAUCAUGAAAAUAGAAUUUAUGUGCACUGA